Frankliniella occidentalis (western flower thrips) is the source of this 2245-nucleotide messenger RNA. Its product is annotated as fidgetin-like protein 1. The transcript has 8 exons. Gene Ontology annotation, molecular function: ATP hydrolysis activity; ATP binding. The record is from RefSeq and is a predicted model, not a curated record. Bases 154 to 1968 code for a protein of 604 amino acids. NCBI's taxonomy places the organism in Eukaryota, Metazoa, Arthropoda, Insecta, Thysanoptera, Thripidae.
GUGUACUUAAAAUCUUUUAAUUGGAUAUCUGCACCAACAUUAAGCGAGGUAUGUUUGUUGUUUUUGUCAUUUAAAAGUAUACUUUGCCUACGUAGGCAUCUGCUUGGAUGGUUCUUGUCGGGCUGGUCACAAGAUUACAUCUUUUUUACAGAAAUGUCGUAUCGAAGAUUCGAAGGGCCACCGCCAGCACCUCGUGGUCGUGGUGAGUUCUUUGGACCACCAGCGCCUCGUCUCAGGAUGCCGAUGCCAUAUCCAGGAAUGUACCAUCCUCCACUCCAGUACCAUCCACAUCAAUUGCCUGCUCGUCCUUCUUUUCAUCAUCAUUUUUCCAAUACCUUCCGCCACCCCUCUAGCACCAAUACUCUGUCUUCACCUCAUUUUGCUCCCCGUGCACAUUUGUCCCCAUCUUCUUUCCGCUCCCCACAUCACUUACCUUUAUCCACUUCUUCCACAUCCUGUAGCAGCCCUUCUUCACUCCCAGUUGCAUCAAUUUCCUCAUCAUCCUCUACAGCAGCUUCCUCUGUCUCAUGUACAACACUUGAACCAAUUUCUCCACAGGUAGUCCUCCCCGCUCAAUCCUCAUCCUCUACAGUAACUUCCUCUGUCUCAUCUACACUUAUUGAACCAGUUUCUAUAACCACUACUUCCAUCCCAUCUAUUUCAUUAACUUCUUCAAACAUCCCCAUAUUCACUCAAUCAAUGUCCUCAUCCUGUGCUGCCCCAUCUUCAUCCCCUACCCCUCCUGCAUUACCCUCUUCUGAUGAUUCAAACAUCAAACAGAGGUUGAGGUCAUCUGCCAACACGCCCAUAAUGACAUCUGCUAUAUCAAUUUCAUCUGAGAGUGAUGAGGAGGGCGGCCCUGCUGAUAAAAAGAACGAGCAAAAUGUGAGGAAAAGGAAAAGUACUAAUCAAAUCAGUAAAAGGAAAAGUAAAAACGCUACCAACUGGAGAGAAGAGACAAUAAUUAAACCUAAAUGUACACCAACCCAGCCCAAGGUUCCACCUGCAGCUUCAAAGAUCACUAAUCUCAGCAAUAGCAGCUUAUCCUUCGAAAGAGUCAUGCACAACAACAGUGGCUUGGAUGAGAAAAUGGUCAAAAAAGUAUUGUCCCUAAUUCAGGUGUCACGGAAUGUCCAUUGGGAUGAUGUGUGUGGUCUGAGUAGUGUCAAGCAACGUUUGAAGGAAAUGGUGGUGUAUCCGUUGCUGAAUCCCGCCCUGUUCCAAGGUCUGAGAAGUCCAGGAAGGGGACUACUGCUUUUUGGACCUCCAGGAAAUGGGAAAACUUUAAUUGGGAAAUGCUUAGCAUCUGAAGCUAGAGCCACAUUUUUUUCCGUUACCGCCUCAAGCUUUGGCUCCAAAUGGUAUGGCGAGGCAGAAACUUUAGCGAAGACUUUGUUUGAAAGUGCAAGGGCGCUUCAGCCUUCCAUCAUUUUCAUAGAUGAAGUGGAUUCAAUUUUAAGAAGUGCACAAGAAAAUGAUGGGGGCUGUUCUACACGUCUGAGAACAGAAUUGCUUGCUUGUAUGGAUGGGUGCACAACAAGUGGCAAGGAUGAAGUCCUAGUAGUAGGAGCCACAAACUGGCCGGGGAAAAUUGAUGAGGCAGCCCGCCGCCGUUUUACUAGGCGGUUGUACGUGCCUCUGCCUGAUAAGGAGACAAGGACUGAGCAAUUUCAAAGAGAACUGAGAAAUGAAAAGCACGACAUUAAUGAAGAACAGUUCCAAAUUAUGGCAGACAUGACUGAGGGCUACAGUGGAGCUGACAUUUCCCAGGUGUGCAGGAAUGCUGCAAUGAAACCGAUUAGAUCUUUAGAUUUAAAUGGUUUAUCCAUUGAAUUUGUUGAAAUGGAAGACGUUCGCCCCAUAAAUCUGGAUGACUUCCUAGAAAGUAUCAAUGAAACUUCAAAAUCAGUGUCUGCAGAAAUGAUAAAGCAACUAGAGACAUUUAACGAAAAGUACGGCAGCCUCUGAGGCCAAGUAAUUUUACUCCUUCACAUUUGACAGCUUUUGAUUUCACAACCAGGUACUGAUUGAAAUGUGCUCACAAUUUCAUCGAUAAUCUUUCUACAAUAACUUUGUGGGUGUGUAAAGUUUCCUGAAACCUGAAAGUAAUACAUAAGUUAUUUUCUUAUUCCUUAUUACAUAUUUUGUAUUGUUCAGUGUUUAAUUUGCAUGUAGUAAUAACACCCUUUGUGUUGACUCAAGUACAUGGAAAUAUUUCAUGCACAGGGUAUGUUUAAGAGUAGUU